GGGGGAGAUGCUAACCGAAGGCGGAGCUAGCUCGGACUCUGAGGAAGAACAGACGGACAGCAGCGAUGAUGCCCCCCUUCCCGACGCCCAGCUGGCUAAGAGGCCGGCAUCUGAGUCACCUCCCGACCUUACCCCCAAGGACCGGGAACCAGUGACUCCAGUGCGCGGCCUCCUGUAUGGAGACGCCUCCACCGUUUGGCGCAACGUGAGCCAUCCCGUCCUUCCAAACAGACUCCAGGACCUGUCAUGGAUGGUGGCUCAUGGGAUCCUGCCGGUCAGAGCCGUUAUGCACUCCCGCGGCAUGUCUGCAACGUCCAUCUGCCCCCGACCCGGUUGUGGCGCGCCGGAGUCGGUGAGGCCCCUGCUGUGGGAGUGCAGCGCUGCUGUGGACCUGUGGGCGAAGGCCGGCUCCUUGCAAUUCCCACACUUGCCAGCAAGGGAGGUCCUCCAUGGACAGCUAGUGCUGUACGGGGUGAGCCAGCAGAAAAUGACUAAAAAAGACUUCGCUGAGAGGUGGCUCACCCCAGCCACCAUCAAAGACGCCACUUGGACCUCCAGAAACUUGCUGGUGAGCAGGCGCAGGCAGAUGCCCCCCGUGGCUGUGAUCCGGAUGGCAGCAGCAAAAAGAGGAACACCAAGGGCUGCAGGUGGCGCGCCAAGGACACAGCCACCAAGAAGAAUCGCCUGCGCCUCCGUGGACGAAGGAGCCGGUGCUCCACGAGCAGAGGUCCAAGCAGCGGCGGCCUGGCUCUCCGGGUGAGGCAGGAGGGAAGGAGCUUUAGGGCGGGAUCCCCUCUGAGCACCAAGCGCUGUCUGGAAGGACGGGACGGCUCCGGACUUGGGAGGGAGUCACCCCGGUCCUGCUCAACUUUUAACACACAGAGAUUUUGUAUUUUAU
Molecule: messenger RNA, 898 nt
Organism: Xiphophorus maculatus (southern platyfish)
Lineage: Eukaryota; Metazoa; Chordata; Actinopteri; Cyprinodontiformes; Poeciliidae
Exons: 2
Coding region: 8-760 (250 amino acids)
Source: RefSeq, a predicted model, not a curated record